Rhinolophus ferrumequinum (greater horseshoe bat) is the source of this 5693-nucleotide messenger RNA. RefSeq names its product zinc finger protein 699-like. Lineage: Eukaryota; Metazoa; Chordata; Mammalia; Chiroptera; Rhinolophidae. Gene Ontology annotation, biological process: regulation of transcription by RNA polymerase II. Gene Ontology annotation, molecular function: DNA-binding transcription factor activity; RNA polymerase II cis-regulatory region sequence-specific DNA binding. The record is from RefSeq and is a predicted model, not a curated record.
GAAGCGGAAGUGCUGGCCAGUUUUUGUCUCGUUUCGCGCUCUUCCCUCCGUCCCAGAUAGGUUUUCUCACCUGUUGGUGUCGGGGCCCGGCGCUUAGUCCCCGCGGCUCCGGCUGUCCCGGAAUCGGGGCGCCUCCCCCGUCGUGCCCCGCGCCCAGACUUCCCGCGGCCGCCGCGCUUCCUCCGAGAGCUUCUGCCCGCUCCGGCCGCGCAGGUCUGGACCGUGACUCAGUCUCCGGUGGAGGCAGGGCGUUUUCUCCAUCAGCUGUGCACCUCUCUUCACAAGCUGCCACAGCGAACUGUGUCUUUUUUCCCAGAAGGAAAAGCAUUUACGCUGUUCUGGGAAACGGCCCCAGCGUCCUCUUUUCCUCCGAGAGAUGGCUAAAGAGUGAUGUUUGAAAAUUGAGGAAAAAAAUGUCUGUUGCUUAAUGAUUGAACUGUGAACCAGUUACCCAGACACUCUAGUAUAUGAAGAGAAGUCGAGGUCAACCUCUUAGUUUAAAUUCAAAAGCUUCUCUGAAGCAAUCUGCUGACCAAGAAGUGGAAUGUUCUGGGACAUCUCACUGUCAGUCAGAUUCACAGUAUGCCUGCCAUUGAUCUGACUCAUGUGUGUGGUCAUGUUUCUUGGGAUCCUUUCUGUCUUGACGAGAGGAAAAUCGAGGGGACAAGGAUGGUGGCUGGGUUACUGAUGGAUUCUUCUCAGCACUUAGUGACCUUCAAGGACGUGACCGUGGACUUCACCCAGGAGGAGUGGACUUUGUUGGAUCAAACGCAGAGAGAUCUCUACAGAGACGUGAUGUUGGAGAACUAUGAGAAUCUCAUUGCAGUAGGGUAUGAAUCAUGCACACCCAGUGUCUGCUCAGGGAUGGAAGGAGCAGAAGAGCUGAGGACAGGCACCAGGGGAGUUCUGCAGGAAUUGGAUUUGCAACUCAAAACCAAAGUUUCCACACCUCUUCAAGAUAUUUCUGUGGAAAAAACAUCAAAUGGAAUAAAACUGGAGAGAAGUAAUGUCGGAGUGAAACAAUAUGAACAAUAUGGCUCUAGCCUCUGUGGAAAAGUACUUAGUGAACAUUCAUUUCUUAUGACUCACAUUAGACAGAAAGCUUCUAAGGGUAACCAGAGUGGAAAAGCCUUUAAAAAGAACUUGAUUCAUACUUUCAAGGAAAUACAUGUUGGGGAGAAAACUUCUGAGUGUGUUCAACAUGAAAAAGCAUCUGGUCAGCUUUCAAAUCUUACUGGGCACAAGAAAACUCAGAUAGGAGGGAAAUUGUGUGAAUGCAAGGAUUGUCAGAGAACAUUUGUUAAUCAGUCAUCCCUUAAGGUACAUAUGAGACACCAUACUGGAGAAAAACCAUAUGAAUGUAAAGAAUGUGGGAAAGCCUUCACUCAUUCCUCAUACCUUACAGAUCACAUAAGAAUUCACAAUGGAAAAAAGUCCUACGUAUGUGUGGAAUGUGGGAAAGCCUUUACUCGAUCCUCGGGACUUAUUUUACACAUACGAAUUCACACUGGAGAAAAACCAUAUGAAUGCAAAGAGUGUGGAAAAGCCUUUAUUGAUUCCUCAUACCUUACAAAACAUGGACGAAUUCACAGUGGAGAGAAGCCAUAUCUAUGUAAGGAGUGUGGGAAAAGUUUUACCCGUUCCUCAGGACUUGUCUUACACAUAAGGACACAUACUGGAGAAAAACCUUCUAUAUGUAAGGAGUGUGGGAAAGCCUUUAAUAAUUCUUCAAUGCUCAGAAAACAUGUAAGGACGCACACUGGGGAGAAGCCAUAUGAAUGCAAGCAGUGUGGGAAAGCUUUCACUCAGUCAUCAGGCCUUACCGCACACUUAAGAACUCAUACUGGAGAGAAGGCGCAUGCAUGUAAAGAAUGUGGGAAAGCAUUUGCUCGUUCCACAAAUCUUAAUUUGCACAUGCGAACUCACACUGGAGAAAAGCCGUACAAGUGUAAAGAAUGUGAGAAAGCCUUUACAUACCCUACGUGCCUUAAUAUUCACAUGCGAACUCACACUGGAGAGAAACCAUACGAAUGUAAGAAAUGUGGAAAAACCUUCACUCAAUCUUCAGCACUCGCUAAACACCUAAGAACUAAGGCAUGUGAAAAAACCUGUGAAUGUUUCUCAGACCUUAGUAUUCACAUCUGGAACAUGGAUGGAGAAAAUACGGCUGCUGAGUUACAGAAAAAUACGACACAGGACUCAGUGGUCUUUGAAGAUGUGGCUGUGAACUUCACCCUGGAGGAGUGGGCUCUGCUGGAUGGUGCUCAGAAGAACCUCUACAGAGACGUGAUGCUGGAGAACUUCCAGAACCUGGCCUCGUUAGGGUAUCCACUACACACACCCUGUCUAAUCUUCCAGUGGAAACAAGAGGAGAACCUGGAGAUAGCAAAGAGAAGACCAAUCCAGGGGGAGCAGCAGGAAGGUUUUGAGACUCAGCUUAAAAGUAAUGAGUCAGUCACUUUGCAAGAUGUUUGUGGAGAAAAAAUAUCCAAUGAACAGAAAAUAGUGAAGUUCAAAAGGAAUGAUUCCUGGUCCAUUUUACACAAAAACUGGGAAUACCAUGGUAUUGAUUAUAAGAACAAAAACCACGAGAGACAUUUGAGACGUCAUCUGGUGGAGAACUUCUGUGACUAUAAUGAGGAAAAUCAGUAUGGACAAACCUUUGGCCAAAUUUCGAAUCUUAACACACUCAAGAGAACUACUGAAGUAAAAUCCUAUGAAUGCCAUGAGUGUAAAAAGGUCUUCAUGGAUCAUUUAUCCCUUAAGGAUCACAUCGGCUCUCACACUGGAAGCAAACCCUAUCAGUGUAAGCAAUGUGGGAAGGCUUUCCAUUUUUUCGCUUGUUUUAAGAAGCACAUGAAAACGCCCACUGACGAGAAACCCUACGAAUGUAAGGAAUGUACCAAAGCCUUUGGUUGUUCUUCAUUCUUUAGGGCACAUAUGAAGCUUCAUACCGGAAAGACAAACCAUGAAUGUAAGGAAUGUGGAAAAACCUUUAGCUGUUCUUCAUCCCUCACGGAACACAAAAGAAUUCAUAGUGGAGAUAAGCCAUACGAAUGUAAGGAAUGUAGGAAGGCCUUCAGUUGUUCGUCCUCGCUCUCCAAACACAAAAGAAUUCAUAGUGGAGAUAAGCCAUACGAAUGUAAGGAAUGUGGGAAGGCCUUUAGUUCUUCCUCUCACCUUAUAAUACAUAUAAGAAUUCAUACUGGAGAGAAGCCUUACGAAUGUAAAGAGUGUGGAAAGGCCUUCAGUGAGUCCUCAAAACUCACAGUACAUGUCAGAACACAUACAGGAGAGAAACCCUAUAAAUGUAAGGAAUGUGGGAAGGCUUACAAUUGUCCCUCCUCUUUGAGUAUCCAUAUGAGAAAACACACUGGAGAGAAACCCUAUGAAUGUCUGGAAUGUGGAAAAGCCUUCUAUCUUCUCACUUCCCUUAAUACACAUGUGAAAAAUCAAAGUCGGGAGAAACCCUAUGAAUGUAAGGAAUGUGGGAAAGCCUUUAGUUGUCCCUCGUCCUUUAGAGCACAUGUGAGAGAUCACACUGGAAAGAUCCAGUACGAAUGUAAGGAAUGUGGGAAGGCCUUUAGCCGUUCCUCAUCCCUCACUGAACACUUGAGAACUCACAGUGGAGAGAAGCCCUAUGAAUGCAAGGAAUGUGGGAAAGCCUUUAUUAGUUCUUCCCACCUGACAGUACAUGUAAGAACUCACACUGGAGAAAAACCUUAUGAAUGUAAGAAAUGUGGAAAAGCCUUUAUUUAUCCUUCAGCUCUGAGGAUCCACAUGAGAACGCACACUGGGGAGAAACCUUAUGAAUGUAAGGAAUGUGGGAAAGCCUUUCGUCAUUCUUCGUACCUCACUGUACAUGCCAGAAUGCACACUGGAGAGAAACCAUUUGAGUGUCUGGAAUGUGGGAAAGCCUUCAGUUGCCCUUCAUCCUUUCGGAGACAUGUAAGAAGCCACACUGGAGAGAAACCAUAUGAAUGUAAGGAAUGUGGGAAAGCCUUUGUUUGUCCUGCCUACUUUCGAAGACAUGUGAAAACUCACACAGAGAAAACAUAUAAUUGUAAGGAAUAUGGGAAUAUCUGCAAGGCUUUUCAAAUCUUAGGCAAUGUGUGAGAUCUCACACUGCGGAGACAUCCUAUGAUAUAAGAAAGCAUGAAAUUGUCACUCAUCUUCUUGAAGACUUUCUAGAACUCACAACUGAGAGAAACCCUGUGUAUGUAAACGAGGUGGUAAUUCCUUCAUGUCUAUCACUUAUAAGUCAAAAUUCAUAAGAAAUCCAUACUAGAAGCAAAGAUCAGUGCCUCACUGUUAAAGUGGACUGUUGGCUCAUUGAUUUCCAGUUUUUAUUUUCUGAUAUGAAUAUUUAAGGUGGUAAAUUUCCCUCAAAUACUUUUCAACUCUAACAUGUUUUAUUCUGAGGUGCUUUUAUUUUGGUUCAGAUGUAAAUGGUAUUUCCAUUACUAAGUCUUGGACCCAUGGGGAACUUGAAGUGUAUUUUUUCAUAUGCAGGCAGGAGUGGGGUUUUUUUUUUGUUUGUUUGUUUUAAUAGUUUCUGAUUAACUUUCAUUGCUCUCUAAAUACAGUCAUUAUUGUAUGGGCACUUUGGCAUUUGUAAUUUCUUUUGUAAUUGAUAAUUUCAUUUUGAUUUAGUCCAACAGAUACUGGAAAUUGCCCACCUAAUAUUUUUUUCACUUUUUUACUAAGAGAAAUCACAGUUUUUGAGGUUAUCCAUUUUUACUAUUCAAACCAUUUCUUGUCUAAUAAGUAAUUCUGCAGAAAUUACUAAGUGCAAAGGUCUUGAAAGUAGUGUCUCAUCUAAUAUGUUGUUGUUGUACUUUGUUCUUUGUCCUUGCUCAUGACUGGGAAUUGGACCCAAUGUUUCAAGAUGAAAAAGAGAUCUUGUGACAAGAAAGCCAGAAAUCAAGUUGGUUGGGCUGGUUGUGUGUGUUAAUUUGAGCAUGGCUGGGACUCCAUUUCCCAGAAUCACUUCUUCAUGCAGUUCUAGGUUGGAGUCUAAAAUAAAGAGUUUCCAUGAGACUUGGAAGGCAGAGGAUAGAGCCCAUUAUUUUUAGUUUAGUGGGGCCAUAAGACAGGGAGACAGAUGCAUAGGUACCUGAUGGACUCUAUAGUUUCCAGCUCAUUUUCCUCAUAUUGGCCCCACCAAUCAAUACUGGCUCAAAAUGGAACAUUAAGUGCUUGACUUAAGUUACCUCAGAAGCAGCAGCUCCGUAGACAUCUCUGUAAGUUCCUCCAUAAUGGCCACACACAGCUUCUUAGAUUUUCUGGCUAGUUCUAGUGGUAUCAUUUUGCUGAUAAUUACAGCCCCUCUGGCACAUCAACCGAUUAUAUAGAGUUGGCCCCAGUUUGGAACAGGAUUGUUGUCAUCUGCACAGUUCAGUUCCAUUAUUUUACUCUGCUCAAGUGGAAAGAUACAUCUGUGUAAGUCCACUGUGAUCUCAAAACAGUGAAGAUUAAGUAUAAUUGAGGUAAGCAUUGGAUAGGGUGCGAUUCCAUUUUAAUGGAGAAAGAUUUAUAUUUGACAUCUUCAAACAGGGAAGAUUUUACUGCUUUUUUAUGUGAAAGGAUGAAAGUUUGCGCGUCAGGUACAUUUAGCCACACUUUUUCCUUCCAUUAUACUUUCCCCUUAUCUCUAAACGUACAGUCCUGCGCCACAUAAGGACAUUUUGGUC